CCACAAGUCUCAAGAUGAAGCCUAGAAGGGCCCCGAAGGCCUUAUCCUCCGCACCCAGAGUAUUCACCCACCCGUCACAGUUCUUCCUCUCUCCCAGUGGCUUGCUCCGAAGUCCAAAUGCUAGUGCACGACUUCUCCCUACCUAAAACCCUAAACCCUUCUGUUCAUUCCUUCCAAUGGAAAACCUUGAAACGCCUCCCUGACCAUCACUCCAAAACCUUUUUUCUUACCCAGAUUCCUUCAAGAGCAAGCCCAAGAAAUCUCGCCAUUCAAGCAAUCUCCCACAAGAAUGGUACUCACAGUCGAGAUGUCAAAGCUUUCGCCGGUCGGAGCAAGAAGAAACCUGGAGGUCCCUCCACUGGGCGAAUCGAAGGCGGCGCAGAGCUCCGGCGAGAAGCCAAGAAGAACGCUCGUAAGAAAAGCAAGAGAAUUGCUGAGAACCUCUUCUACCGUCUAAAAAACCCUAGUCGUAACCAAGCUGAUAGUUUCUCAGAGGAUGAGCUUCAAAUGAUCGGUCUUGGUUAUGACCGCAUGGUUAGAUUCAUGGAGAAGGAUGAUCCUAAUCUGCGGCAUCCUUACGAUUGGUACAAGUACGGCCAGUACGGUCCUUACUCGUGGCGUGGGGUUGUUGUCGGUGAUCCUAUCCGUGGUCGGUUCUCUGAUGAGUGUGUUUCCCUGAUUGGUGAAGUUAGGGAUCAGGAGGAAUGGGAGAAGAUCGAACAGUUUGAUAUGGCGAACGAUUUUUCUCGGAGAUUGAAAGCCUUGGAUAGAUCAAUUGGGUUCAGGUAUUUCUGGGUUUUUGUUCGGCAUCCCAGUUGGAGAAUCACAGAACAGCCAUGGCAGCAGUGGACUCUUAUAGCUGAGGUUGUUCUGGAAGCCGGAAAGCAGAGAUUAGACAAGUGGAACUUGAUGAGCCGACUCGGAAACAAAACUAGAUCUCUGAUCACACAGUGCGCAGCGUGGAUGCGACCAGAUAUCAUCUACGUUAAGAGGCCAGUGUAUCAGUGUAGAUUCGAACCGCAAGAUGAUUUCUUCAGGUGUUUGGGACCUCUGCUCGAUCCGAGCACCGAACAGAACUUCCUCUUCGAAUUGAAAAAUGAAUACGGUAUGGUUGAGCUGUGCACUUACUUUGGUGGGCUCUGUAAGAUUGUUAAGGUGAACCCAAAGGCCUUCGUGGACGAUGUGGUAAAGGCUUAUGAGAAGCUGAGCGAUGAGGGGAAAUCGAAAUGCUUGGAAUUUUUGUUGUCGAACCAUCCUGUCCACCUCUUGCAUCCUUACACCAUGGAAUGGAAAGCGAAAUUGGAGGAGAUGGAAUUGGGUUGUGAUGCCCCAGAUGAAGAUGAAGUCGCUGUAGCUGAAACAGAGGUCACUGAGUGGAUUGAAGCUGAUGAUGAUGAAGAAGGAGAAGAAGAAGAGGAGGAUGAUGAAGACGAGGAGCGAGAUGAAGAUAUAGUUAUGGAUAUGGAAGAAGGGAACGACGACGAUGAUGAUGAAGAAGAAUUGGGGAUUAAAGAAGAAAGUGCAGAAGAGAAUGAGAAGUACUGGGAUGAAGAGUUCAAGAAGGCAGUAAGAAGCCCAGAAGCAAUGGAAAAUCUGGUUAAGCGAAGCGUAGAAGUGUCGACGGAGUUCUAUAAGAAACAACUGAAAGCUAUGGAGGAGGAAAGGAAGCAGGAAGAGGAGAGGAGGAAUGGGAAAGAGGGAAUUGGGAAAGAGAUGAAGAGAUUGGGUAGAGUGAAGGUGAGUGAAGAAGAAUGGAAGUAUUUGGGUUAUGGUCCAUGGAGAAAGAGGGUUAAGAAGAGUAAGAUCCCACCUGAGCAGUUCUUGCGAGCAGCAGUUCGUCCCUUCACAUACCGAAAUCUGGUAAAGGAGAUAGUUUUGACCAGACAUGGGAUUCUGGACGGAGAGAUUGAUCCGAACGGCUGAUGAAGCUUGGGCCAUGGCGUUUCAAGUCUUUCAAUUACUGGCAUUGCAGUGAAGAUAAUGUUUCAUAAACUCAUAUUUAACCAUGAAAGGCUUUCACUUCCGAUCUAAAA
Macadamia integrifolia is the source of this 2033-nucleotide messenger RNA. RefSeq lists its product as uncharacterized. The record is from RefSeq and is a predicted model, not a curated record. Lineage: Eukaryota; Viridiplantae; Streptophyta; Magnoliopsida; Proteales; Proteaceae. Bases 118 to 1923 code for a protein of 601 amino acids. The transcript has a single exon.